AUUGACUUUAUCGACCGCCGCUACUGACACUACUCACAAGACUCUGAGGACUUUGUAGCACUAUACACCCUGUUAGUGACAGCCAGAGCAACCCCUUCACAGUCCGCCAACACACCAACUAUCCCGACUGAAACCCAGUCUUGUCGUCUCCCCGGUCCAUGUCAAACUUCGGCGAUAACAUGAGAGUAAUGUCCACUCCCAGCGCCACAAUGGGAUCGAUUUCUGCCCCAACGCCGCGUAUGGGACCGCCGUGUUACCCAGACAACUUCACCGGCUUCACGGUGGAGCAGCAGAACGAGUUCGCUGAGCGUCUAAAUGGACAGUUGCUGCUCCUUGACAAGAUCGGGGACAUUCAAGUGCCACGGCUGUUUCCCCUUCUAUGGCUACCUGUCACGAGAGCAAGAGAAAUGCAGCCAGAAUAUGAUUCGAGGACCGAUCUCGUGUAUCUCCUCUCGCGCUUCCCGCCUGCUCCGUGGCACCCUAUCUACGAGGAGUUGAAGCACAGGUGGGAGCGAGAGCGUCAACAGCAGGAACAAGCCGCCUACUGGGCCCACUGCCAGCAGGCACAGAUGCAUGAGCAGCAGCUGGCGACGGGUCAUCAACAGAUGCCGUCGCCAUACGCUCAUCCGCAUGAACAUGAGAUGGGUGGUCCCAGUAGCCAGAGCGCGCAGAUGCCCAAUCAAUACUCGCAGGCCAGAAAUCUGGAGGAGAUAACUGCUGCUGUCAUACGAGCCGCCCGAAGACGAAGCCGGGAUGAGACGGCAAUGGAGAGGGUAGACAGCGAUGUCGAUAAGUCGGGCUCGAACGAUGUGUCCGGCGCGCCCCAUGCGGCGACCGGGCUUGAAGAGACUUCGGCGCUCAGCGCAAAUUUUGAUCCAUCUUUGGACGAUAUGCUUCCGGAGGAGUAUGGUCGAUGGUCGACUGUGUUUGUCGAGUGAUUUUGGAACACUGCAUCACACCGCGAGUCAUUGGAGGUAAGCAGCGAUGCGGUAUCCGGCUUCGACUCUCGUGAACCUAGAGAGAUCAAG
Molecule: messenger RNA, 1028 nt
Organism: Alternaria rosae
Lineage: Eukaryota; Fungi; Ascomycota; Dothideomycetes; Pleosporales; Pleosporaceae
Exons: 2
Coding region: 159-938 (259 amino acids)
Source: RefSeq, a predicted model, not a curated record